Peromyscus leucopus (white-footed mouse) is the source of this 948-nucleotide messenger RNA. RefSeq names its product olfactory receptor 2AT4. Lineage: Eukaryota; Metazoa; Chordata; Mammalia; Rodentia; Cricetidae. The record is from RefSeq and is a predicted model, not a curated record. Gene Ontology annotation, molecular function: G protein-coupled receptor activity; olfactory receptor activity. Gene Ontology annotation, biological process: G protein-coupled receptor signaling pathway. Gene Ontology annotation, cellular component: membrane.
AUGGAGGCUACAACCUGCAAUGGAUCGGUAGAUGGUUCUACUGUCUUCUACCUGGUGGGCAUCCCCUCUCUGCCAGAGCCCUUCUACCUUCCUGUGUUCUUCCUCUUCCUCCUCUUCUACCUGCUCAUCCUGAUGGGGAACACCCUGAUCCUGGUGGCCGUGGUGACAGAGCCCAGCCUCCACAAGCCCAUGUACUUCUUCCUAGUCAACCUCUCAGCCCUGGACAUCCUUUUCACCACAACCACUGUCCCUAAGAUGCUGUCGCUGUUCCUGCUGGGAGACCACUUCCUCACCUUCCCUUCCUGCUUACUGCAGAUGUACCUCUUCCAAAGCUUCACAUGUUCAGAAGCCUUUAUCCUGGUGGUCAUGGCCUAUGACCGCUAUGUGGCUAUCUGCCGCCCUCUGCACUACCCCGUCCACAUGACCCCACAGACGAACACUGCACUGGCAGCUAGUGCCUGGAUCACCGCCCUCCUCCUGCCUGUCCCAGCAGUAGUAAAGACCUCUCAAAUGGUAUAUAAUAACAUCGCCUACAUCUACCAUUGUUUCUGUGACCACCUGGCUCUGGUCCAGUCCUCCUGCUCAGACAACCCCCAGACCCUCAUGGGCUUCUGCAUCGCCAUGGUGGUGUCCUUCCUCCCUCUCCUCCUGGUGCUUCUCUCCUAUGCCUGCAUCCUGGCCUCAGUGCUUCGUAUCAACUCCAGGGAAGGGCGUUCCAAAGCCUUCUCCACCUGCAGCUCCCACCUCCUGGUGGUGGGCACCUACUAUUCAUCCAUUGCUGUAGCCUAUGUGGCCUACAGGGCAGACCUGCCCCUGGACUUCCACAUCAUGGGCAAUGUGGCCUAUGCUAUUCUCACACCAAUCCUCAACCCUCUCAUCUACACCCUGAGGAACAAGGAUGUCAAAGCAGCCAUUACCAAAAUUGUUUAUUUCAAAAGUGUGACGUGA